Molecule: messenger RNA, 5589 nt
Organism: Gopherus evgoodei (Goodes thornscrub tortoise)
Lineage: Eukaryota; Metazoa; Chordata; Testudines; Testudinidae
Product: golgin subfamily A member 1-like
Exons: 4
Coding region: 2212-2853 (213 amino acids)
Source: RefSeq, a predicted model, not a curated record
UUUUAGGCGCCCCCAACCACUAGGCGCCCGCCUAGUUUGCCUACAUGGUUGCACCGGCCCUGACCCCAGCACCCCUAAGCUUCCUCCUCCUAGCUCCACCCUGCCUGACACCCCCUUCCCCAGGUGCAGCAGUGUAGGUCUGACAGGGCUCUGGUGUUCUCAUUAACCCCUUCUUAGGUCCAGCUCCCAUGCCUGUCCCUUCCCAGGGGGUCGGAGAGGGGUGAACAAUCAGCCCCCUCCCCUGAAAGGGGGAGACACCCCGUGACAGUACUGCUAUUAGCUGUCCAGUGGUCGAGCCAAAGAGCCCCAGCAAUGGGCCAGGACCCCGCUGUGCUAGGGGUUCUACAUGAUAAUAAACAUCAAUGCAAAGUCCAUUAUCUACCAAACACCCCCAGCUCUUGCCAGGCCAGCAGGCGGGUUGGCCUGUGGGGUUCUCUGCCAGGCAGCAGCCAAAGGCCGGGGGCUCCAGAACAGGGGCGGGUCUAGUGGGUCUGGACUAGCAUUUCUUCCUCACCUGCUCCCCGGCGCUGAAGUCCAACCCCCACCCGUGUAUCUGAGCAGGCUGGAGCAGGGGGGCUGGUUUGGGUUUGGGGGGGAGGGGUCCAAAGAAGGGGCUGGCUCAGCGGGGGGGGAAGGAAUGGCCUGAAGUUAUUGUGUUUGGCUGUGGGGGACCCUGGGAAUAUUGGAGAGUCUUUGGGGGGAGAGGAUUGAAAGGAAGAAAGAAAAAAUUCUGUAACUAACAAAAGAGCCAACCAGCUCCGUGCUCCAAGUCCCCUAGUCCCUCCGCAUCGCUCGGGCUCUCUCCUCUCAGCCCCUCUGGCAAACAGCUUCCGCAGAGAAACUAAACCUAACGAGGGGGGGCAAGCAGGGGGGAAACCGAAACUGAUGAGCCCUGGCCACCCCCAGCGGAUGGAAGCUGACGGGGGGGUGGGGAAUGCAGCCUCUGGGAGGGAGGGUGGAUUGGGGGUUUUGGGGCUGGUGGGGAGGGGGACCACGGUCCCAUCCUGGGGCAAGAAACGUGUUUGCAGUGGGCUGGUAGUCACAGCCCCUCUGUGCCUCAGUUCCCCCCCACCAAGUGAAGCAGGGAUGAUCCUCACCUGCCCCUUCCCUGGGUAGGGGUUGAAUUUAUCCCAGCUGGUGACCAGCUUGAGGGGGCAGCGGGUUAUUAAUUGAUAAUGCCUCACUAUUUCAUCAUCACACAGGGGGACGGGCAUAGAAUAAAACGUAGCUCAAAGGAAACCCCCACAGCCCCGGGAGUCCAAGACCCAGAGCCCAGGGGGCUGGCACGGCUCAGCAGGGGGCUGCACCCCCCACUCCAGCAGCAUCUCCUUUAUCCAGGGGAACUCAGCUCAUAGACCACCCCCCAGCACCCCAGGGCAUCUCACCUACACAGCACGUCCCAGAUACCCGCAUGCUGCCCCGGGCAAGGCUCCUCUCUCUGUCCCUGCUGCCCGCCCCUAACAGAAUGGAGCACAGACCACAGCAGGGCAAAGGGUGUCUACUCUGCACCAGCCUAGGGGGAUGGCACAGUGGGCCUGGAACCCGGUGCCAAGCCCCAAGGCUGUCUGGGCUGCAGGGUUCCCAGCCUCUGCCAAUGCAGGGGAAGGAUCCAGCUGGAGCAUAGAGCAGCAUAGAGCAGCCCAGGGGCCUCACCGCAUGCAGGGGCACAAAGCCCAGCCCCAGUCUGCCCUGUGGGGUAGCCCAGAGCGCUAGCCACCAUGGCCAGCUUCUGCAGCAUGCCCACCUGCUGGCAGCUGGGGAAAGAAGUGGGACCAGGAAUCAAACCCAGGUCUCCCCCAGGGCUAAUCACAGCGCUAGCCAACAGCCCUCACCGGCUUCUGCAGCAUCUGGCUACAGGGCCAUCAGAACAACAGAUGGGGAACUGGGUCUUCAGCCAACCAACGCUGACCUCAGCGCUCCCUAGCUGCCUUUAACAGGAAACCAUGUGAUUUUCUGGAAAGCCCCGUUCCAAGGGGAGUCCAUCCUCCCCAGCCGAGGAAUCUGGAGCUGUACCUCCCAGCUAAGAAGGAGCACAGCGCUGAACACUAGGGGGCCAGAGAAACUCUUCUGCAGGGAGCAGCUCGGUGGGGUUGGUACAAGGGCAGCAGCUGCAUCCAAAGACACAGUGACAGGAGAGGAACAAACUGUGAGGAACAUUUGUCGCUCAGCUUCCUCCCUUCUGAGUCUCUGGUGAGAGAGCUGGUGGGGUUCAUGCCCAAGCCCAUCUGUUUAGGGAGCGAACAAAUGGGCAACAAGCGGAAGAAACUUUGCAUCUGCCUGGUAGGUGCCUUCAUCCUCAUAUUAGCUGCCAUAUUAAUCACUCUCCCCUGCUGUGUGGUCGAGUGCCAGGGGCAGCUGAAGACCUCAGAUCUGGAUGAGAAACUCGCCAACCUGCAGGAGGAGAAGAGGUCCCUGGAAAAGCAGCGGGAUGGGGCGAGGGCAGAUGUCACGGCGCUGCGGUCAGAGCUGGCCGCCACCAAUCAGACCCUUUGGGAGACGCGCGGGCGCUGGGACUUCUGCAGGAGCCUGACGCAUAAGCUGCAGAACAACAUCACUGCCCUGAGCGACAAAAUCACACAGCUGGAAGCCAGAGACUCUGAGCGGGAGGCCAAGGAACAAGGUUUACAAGAUGAAAAUGGCAGGCUCAGAGAGCAGCUCUCCAGCCAGUCCCAGCAGCUGCAGGAUUCCCAGCAAGAAUUCCAGAAGCAAAAAGAUCAGCUCAAAGCUAACAUCCAUUGGCUGAAAAUGGAGCUCCAAAGCCAGAGGAAUCAGCGCUCCAGCACGGACAGCCUCAGGGGUCACAGUGUGUCUCUCUGCCUGGCUCUGCCCCUCCUUGGGACCCUUCUCCUUUAAGAGCAGCAGCUUUUUACAGGUAUCGAGGAGCCUGGCUUGACCAGAGAUCCCUCCUGCUGUCUGACCCCCAGAUUCUUGGGCAGAGGGGUCUCGUCCUGUCACCUCAGCCACCUCUCUCUGUGCCUGCUCAUCUCUGACCACUCCACAUGCUCUCCCCACAGCAGGCGAGAGAGCUGUCUCCUGUGCAGUUCCUGCUGCCUCGCCUGGCUUCACUGAACAGUCCGUCUCAUUCCAAGUCUCCUCCCAGCGCAUGGCAGCACUGCCAGGUCCCAGCUGAAGUCAGGGCCCAGCUGUGCCAGGCCAGAGACACAGCUCGCAGACCAAAUAGCAGCACAGGAGAAAAAGAAAGAUCAUUAUCUCCUUUUUAUAGAUGGGAAACUGAAGCACAAGGCCAUUAAUGCGUCGCUCAGGAGACUUGAACUCAGCUCUCCUGAGCACCAGCAUGUAACCCUAAGGCCACACUUCCUCUCCAGUCCUCCCUCGCCUACAUCUCCUUUCUCUCCCCCCUCUGCUGUUCUUUAGCUCAAUGCAUUGGGUCAGGGGAUGGGGACACAGGACUGUCUCUCUCUCUCCCCGCUUAUUUCCAUCAUCUGUCCCCAGUGCCCUUUCGAUCCCUCGGGGUUUGUGUUUCAGGGCUGACCAGGCAGUGGAAGAGUGGAGAAUCCCCCAGGAACACAGUGCACGGCGCAGCCAGUUCACUCCCCUCCAAUUCACCCUCAGGUCUAAGCCACUAGCUUGCUAUGACCUCGGCCCUUCCCUGGGUCGUGCAGGGAGACGGGUUCCUGCGCAGCCCAGCCCUGGCGGAAGGAUCCCGUUGGCUCCUGCCCAGCACUGGAGGACAAUGGGAAAACAGUGAAGAAGAUCCAGCCGGUGAAGGGCGCAGGGAGGAUGGAGCCGCUUCACUCAGAGCCAGAGCCCCUGGGGUUUCUUGGACUCAGAUUAUCCCAGACAACAAUUGCCCUGAGCAGAGUCAAGCCGCAGCAGGGGUAUUUGCUGCUCCCUUAGGGUUUCUGUUUUUCUAAUGCAAUUUUGCCAACCCCAAAGGUUUGUGGUGUCAUUUAACCUCCCACACCCUGCUGGUCAGAGACCUGGGGCUCAGAGUGAGCAGCCCCGGAGCCGUAUUCGUGGCCAUCCCACGCCUGACCUGCCUUUAGAGAGCAGGGAAGGGGCAGCUCGAACUUUGCUGCUAGUUUGGAUCACGGGGCAAACUCGUCUCCCUGCUCCUGGGCUGGGGUGACGGGCUCUGCACAGGGUGCUCUUAGGGGAAAGCCCUGUAGGCCCAGGCCUAGGGCCCUGCCCCGGGAGCAGGCGAUGGCAUCAGACCUGGGACUUCCAUAUAUAUGUCAGUUUUUAAUCCUCAAGGAUGCCAAGAACAACUCACAUGGUGACCCGGGUGUAACCAAUGCAGUGACACUGCCUGAGUCUGCAGAGAGCCUGAGUCAAUUGGUCUGGAUGGACAGGACAUAACGAGACAGUGACCAAUGCAGCGACCCCUGCCUGCACUUACUGAGAGUCUGAGGUAAAUACUUAUUGCCCUUCUCCAGCACCUUCCGCUGAUGAGCUCAAAGCACCCAUCCAACAUGGAUGAACCGAACCUUGCAGCACACCCUGGGUGAUCAGAACCAUUAGCCCCAUUCUACAGGUGGGGAAACCGCAGCAGACAGAGGGAAAGGGACGCUCCCAGGGCACCCAGUGGCAAAGCUGGGAAUGGAACCCAGGAGUCCUGGCUCCCAGCUCCCAGCGCUUUAAUUCACAGACCACAGUUUCAUAGAGCCUCAGGCCAGAAGGGAUCAUUAGGUCAUGUAGUUUGAUCCCUUGCAUAGCCCCGACAUUAAAUUUCACCCUCUUCCCCUGAAUGGAGUCCAAUAAUGUGUUUGACUAAUGUAACUUCCCGGAAGGCAGCUGGUCUGGAUUGGACGACACUGAGAGAUGGAAAAUCCACUGCUGUCCCCAAUACCAUCCAGUCUUCUUGACAACCACAGCCCAACUACCAUCCCUUUGUCCAGAAGGGGAACAGAUGGGAGGGAGGUGGGAAGGGUAAGCGGGGCUGUGGGAGGAAGAGGAAGAGAACUAUCCCCGAUCAUUCCCAGAGAAGAUCUUUUAGAAAAUCAGCCAAUCUUUAAAAAUGGCGAGUGAGGGGGAAUCCACCCCGACCCCUGGUACAUGGCUCCAGUGGUUAAUUAUCCUCACUGUUAAAAAUGCACAGCUUAUUCUAGCUAAUAGCCUUCUAGGUAGAAGAGCAUCUCACUGGCCAGCAUUGCAGGAACGGCCUUUGAGGGGCAUUCAAGCCCUGUGGUGGUCUGGUUCCCCUAGUGCCUCAGCCCCCGGCUACGUGCUGGCCACAGUCUCCUCCCUUCGGGGUACCAGAGAUCCAAUGUCAGGGUUUGAACACAAAACGUACCACAGCUGGGUCUUCUGUCCCUAUUUCCCAAGGCUGGGAAACCCCCCAGUGCCUUCCCCAGCGCUCCCUCAAAACAAACUGAAGGAAAGACACCAAGGGGAAGGGCAUCUGCUAGUGCAGUUAUACUCAGUCCUCAGGGCGAUAAGGCAAUAUGCCGGGUUUAUUGAGAGUUUAUGUGUACACACACCCCCACACCCACCCACCCCGCAAAAGGUUCUGCAGCUGGAUCUCAUAGUUACCAGUCCUUAGUGUUGCUCGGCACACAAAGGAGGUGGAGCUGAGCUCCAAGGCUGAUGCAGAACGAACCCAAAGUCCCAUGGCAAUAUCCUCUUCUU